UCUUUUUAAACCUUUAACAUUACGUGCGUUUUUCUUUUCAGUUUCUUUUUUUCGUUUGUAGUGGUAUAUCGGUGAGGAUGUUGUGCGUCAAGGUAAUAUUAUUGUCAUUAUACAUAACCACUAUUGAAGUUUUUGGUGGUACCAUAACAGAGUACCCAGAAGAGGUAUAUGAGGGGUACACAGGAAAAGAUGAUUACCAUGCGCAUCCGAAGUACUCGUUCAAAUACGGCGUCCACGAUCCAUCUACCGGCGACGUGAAGAGCCAGAAAGAGACGCGCGACGGCGACGUGGUCAAAGGCCAGUACUCCCUGGUGGAACCCGACGGUUCCAUACGUACCGUCGACUACGUAGCGGAUCCUAUAAACGGUUUCAACGCCGUGGUGUCGAAGAGCGGCCCGUCCGUCCAUCUAGCGCCCGAACCGGUAGUCAUCAAGAAAGUGGUACCCGCUUUGAACCACGUGGUACCUACGUACGUCAAACAGGUGGUACCUGUAGCGAGGCCGGUUAUACAGAGAGUGCUAUCGCAGCCUGUGUACAAAUACACGUCUCCAGUAGGUGUAAACGACAUAGUCUACGACGGAGGUUAUGGAUAUGCAGAUGGAUACGACCUAGAUGCCUAUUUCGCCAACCUUCACGGACACGAAUAUUAAAAACCGCCUGUUCCGUUGCAUUAAAACACAAGCCAAAAAUUAAUUAUUAGUUGAUAAACGCUAUAGCCAUUAAAUUACGUAGACAUUAUGAAGUUAAACGAUCUGUAAUUGCGCUGUCCAAAAAAAUUCAUUUGCAUCAUAAUUAAAUUAAGUUCUCGAAUGAGUAAUUGCCAGCAGCAAUCGUCGCUUUUGUGUAUAUUCUAAAUGUUUU
Molecule: messenger RNA, 861 nt
Organism: Phyllotreta striolata
Lineage: Eukaryota; Metazoa; Arthropoda; Insecta; Coleoptera; Chrysomelidae
Source: the annotation of a GenBank genome assembly